AUGGACGAGGGCUACGGCUUCCUGCGGCAGAUAAAUUACCUGCCGGCCACAGGCGACGUCUACAUCUCUCAGUCCCAGAUUCGCCGGUUCGGUCUCCGCACCGGGGACACGGUAACCGGCCAGGUGCGUCCUCCCAAGGAGGGAGAACGCUAUUUUGGCCUGGUGAGGGUAGAGAAGGUCAACGGGCUGGAAACGGACCAGGUUCACGCCAGGUACCGGGCCCAGUUCGAAUACCUCACUCCCAUCUUCCCGGAACAGCAGGUGGUCCUGGAGACCGACAGCGCCAAUCUGUCUACCCGGAUGGUUGACCUGUUUGCCCCCAUUGGCCUAGGGCAACGGGGCCUGAUUGUCUCACCCCCCAAGGCCGGAAAGACCACCAUCCUCAAGCAGAUCGCCCACAGCGUGUCGCUCAACAAGCCUGACGCUGUCCUGAUGGUGGUACUUAUCGGGGAACGGCCGGAGGAAGUAACGGACAUGCGCCGGGCGGUGGAUGGCGACGUCUUCGCUUCCACCUUUGACGAAUCCGUGGAGGAGCAGUGCCGGGUGGCCGAACUGGCCUUGGAGCGGUCCAAGCGGCUGGUGGAAAACGGGCUGGACGUGGUCAUCCUGCUCGACAGCGUCACCCGCCUUACCCGCGCCUAUAAUUUGGCGGUGCCCUCCAGCGGUCGCACCCUGUCUGGCGGUAUUGACCCCGCGGCCCUUUACCCGCCCAAGAAGUUCUUCGGCGCAGCCCGGAACAUCGAAGAGGGCGGCAGCCUGACCAUCAUUGGCACCUGCCUCGUGGAUACGGGCAGCCGGAUGGACGAGGUUAUCUACGAGGAGUUCAAGGGUACCGGCAACAUGGAACUGCACCUGGACCGUAAGCUGGCCGACCGCCGCUUCUUCCCGGCGGUGGAUAUUGUCCGCAGCGGAACCCGGCGGGAAGAGUUGCUGUACGACGAAAAUACCAUGAAGCAGAUCUGGCUGCUGCGCCGGAUGAUUUCCCUUAUCUCCAACGAUGGCUCCACCAGUGCCACCGAGCGGGUGCUGGAAAGGUUGUCCAAGUACGCCAGCAACGAGGAAUUCCUGGGCAACCUGAACAAAGAGACCUGA
Molecule: messenger RNA, 1092 nt
Organism: Geodia barretti
Lineage: Eukaryota; Metazoa; Porifera; Demospongiae; Tetractinellida; Geodiidae
Source: the annotation of a GenBank genome assembly